ACCAAGGAGCGCCACCGGAGGGCGCCACCGGAGGGCGCCACUGAGAGGCGCCGCCUGCCGCUGCCGCCUGCCGUUGCCGGAAGAUCCGGGUCGGGGCGGCCUCACUGGCUCUGGCAGGGGACAGAGGGCACCAGUAUGUUAAUGACACGGCUGACUUCCCAGGUGCUGAAGGCCUCACGAUUCACAGGCUGCCUUUUGCCACGGUCAGUGUCUUCCUUGCUUUGCCAUCACUCUGUGACUGCACACUAUAGCACCCAGCCCCCUAACACGAAUGGAGCCCAGCCUCAGCAGUGGCAUGCUCUGGACCCUGAGCUGGAGGAGAUGCUGAUCCCCAGGAAGCUCUCCAUCAGCCCCUUGGAGAGCUGGCUGACGGUCAGGUACUCCCUGCCGAAAGCAGAAGUCCUGAACGCUCAGGAGGAAGUGAGUGAUGAACCUCCCCAGACUUACAGCUGCCCCCCAUCUGCUGAGGGAGGUGCUGUGGGGGAAGGAGAAGGAGCAGUCAGCAGCACGGUGCAGUGCAAGAACGUCCUGAAGAUCCGCAGGAGGAAGAUGAAUCGGCACAAGUACAAGAAGCUGCUGAAGCGGAGGAAGUUCGUACGCAGGAGGAUAAAGGAAGGGCGCAAGAAGCGGCGUCAGAUCAAAUUUGAGAAGGAUUUGGAGCGCAUCUGGAGAAGAGCUGGUUUGAAAGCUCCUCCCUCAGGAUGGCAAACACCCAAGAUAUUCCUGAAAAGUUCCAAGAGAUAAACACACCUGUACUGAGUUGUCAUUAAAGCAAUAUUUAAGUA
Pogoniulus pusillus (Red-fronted tinkerbird) is the source of this 785-nucleotide messenger RNA. RefSeq names its product aurora kinase A interacting protein 1 (gene AURKAIP1). The coding region runs from base 136 to 744 and encodes 202 amino acids. The transcript is spliced from 4 exons. Lineage: Eukaryota; Metazoa; Chordata; Aves; Piciformes; Lybiidae. Gene Ontology annotation, cellular component: mitochondrion. The record is from RefSeq and is a predicted model, not a curated record.